Scylla paramamosain (green mud crab) is the source of this 681-nucleotide messenger RNA. RefSeq lists its product as uncharacterized. The record is from RefSeq and is a predicted model, not a curated record. Lineage: Eukaryota; Metazoa; Arthropoda; Malacostraca; Decapoda; Portunidae. Gene Ontology annotation, molecular function: nucleic acid binding. The coding region runs from base 1 to 681 and encodes 226 amino acids. The transcript has a single exon.
AUGGGAUUCAGGUAUAAGACAUCACAAAGGAAAAUGUACAUGAAGGAGGAAACUUUAGAUGUUGUGUGUCGUCGUGUUAACGCUCUUCGAUCACUCAGGAAUCAUCAGGAGGAGGGGAGACAGAUGGUUUAUGUCAACGAGACGUGGUUUACUACCUGGAUGCACCACAGGAAAGAGUGGGUGGACACAACACAGCCUAACACCAGUGCCACCUUCAGCCGUCAAGUGCAUCCUGGAGAGGGUGAGCGCUUUGUGGUAGAAGCAGGUGGCACACAUGAGGGAUUCAUUGAUGAAUCAUUUCUGUGCUACCCUGCCAAGAACAAAACCAGAGACUACCAUGGUGAAAUGAACAGCUCCCUAUUCAUUCGCUGGCUGACAUCACAGCUUCUGCCAGUGCUCACUGAGCCAUCAGUGGUGGUCCUGGACAACAUACCCUACCACAGUCAGCUGACCAAGGAGACCCGUUGCCCCACCACUGGCACAAGAAAAGUGAAGAUCGUGAAAUGGCUGGAGUGCCACAGCCUACCAUUCCCACCACAUGCUACGUACUCUGAGCUGCUGCUGAUCUGCAAAGAGAACCGGCACGAACCACGCUACACGGUUGAUGAAAUUAUCCGAUCAUGGGGGCAUGAGGUCAUCCAGUUGCCACCUACUCAUCCAGAACUAAACGCCAUCAGAUAA